CAGGCAGUAGCGGUUCGUCACGGUAUUGCUCGUGCACUCACUGAGGCACAUGAGCACGUGAAAACUGAUCUUAAAAAAGCAGGAUUCCUAAAACGUGAUCCACGCUCUAAAGAACGCCGUAAAUUCGGAUUCCGCAAGGCUCGUAAACGACCACAGUGGUCUAAACAUACAGUAUCAGAGGGUACACAGGAUGAAGUACAAUUCGAGGAACUCGACUGGGUAGGUGAUGAGAAAAAGGACAAGGAAAAACUCCGUGACCUGCGUGCACAGUUAAAACAGUCUCAAUUAGAAUCCAGAGAACAUCUCACAGCGCUCCAGCGAUCUCGUGCUGAUUACGUGAACCUCCAGCGUGAACUCAGU
Darwinula stevensoni is the source of this 360-nucleotide messenger RNA. The record is from the annotation of a GenBank genome assembly. Lineage: Eukaryota; Metazoa; Arthropoda; Ostracoda; Podocopida; Darwinulidae.